This is a messenger RNA of Cucumis melo (muskmelon), 3688 nucleotides long. Its product is annotated as mitogen-activated protein kinase kinase kinase YODA-like. Gene Ontology annotation, biological process: protein phosphorylation. Gene Ontology annotation, molecular function: ATP binding; protein kinase activity. The transcript is spliced from 12 exons. The record is from RefSeq and is a predicted model, not a curated record. Bases 391 to 3060 code for a protein of 889 amino acids. Lineage: Eukaryota; Viridiplantae; Streptophyta; Magnoliopsida; Cucurbitales; Cucurbitaceae.
UCUUUGCUUAGACAUACUCUCUGUCUGUCCCCUCUUCUCUCCUAAUUUCUUUAAUCUGCUCUCUCUCUCUCUCUCUCUCUCUCUCUCUCUCUCUCUCUCUCUCUCUCUCUCUCUCUGUACCGAUCUCUGCCAAUCCCAGAAUUCAAAAAAGAAAAUUGGUACAAGUUCAUGUUAAUCCCCUUUUUUUCUGCUUCUUAUUCGAUAAUUUGGACUCCAAGUUCGAGGGUUUUUGAUUUUUCAUACUCACUCUUCAAUUUGAUUGAUUCCCUUUGUUUCUUCAUCUGAUUUGGGAGAAAUUACGAAGUGGGUUCUGCGGGAUCUGUAUUUCCGAACUUCUUUUCGUUGAGAAAUAUUAUGUGCUGAUUCUGUAUUCUUGAAAGUAAAAGAAAUAUGCCUUCAUGGUGGGGGAAGUCAUCAUCAAAAGAAGUAAAGAAAAGCAAGGAAAGUUUAAUCGACACAUUGCAGAGAAAACUUAGAACUACUGAUGGUAAAACGAACAGCAAAUCAGGAGAGUCUCCGAGAAAUUGUAAUGACACAAUUUCUGAGCAGGGAUCUCGAUCUCCUAUUUUUUCAAGAUCAGCUUCCCCUUCCAAACAAGUUUUAAGAUGUCAAAGCUUUUCCGAGAGGCCACAAGCACAACCUCUUCCACUUCCUGGUGUCCAGCCGCCAAUUGUAGGUCGGACAGACUCUGGGAUUAGGAUUUCACCAAAACCAAGAUCUGAAAGGGGCUCCAAGCCAUCAUCAUUUCUACCACUUCCAAGACCAGCAUGCAUUCGUGGGCAGCCAAACCAUGCAGAUUUAGAUGCAGAUGUUGGUGUUGGCUCAGUGUCCAGUGAGAGCUCAACUGAUAGCACGGAUCUAUCGGAUUCACGCCAUCGUAGUCCUCAGGCAACUGACUAUGAUCUUGGGACUAAAACUGCCGCAAGCAGUCCUUCCAGUGUCAUUCUCAAGGAUCAGUCUUCUACUCUCACCCAACCAAGUUCGCAAAAGGCCAGAAAACCGGCUAAUAUCUCAUUGAGCAACCACAUUUUCUCAACAUCACCCAAGCGGAGACCUUUAAGCAGUCAUGUUCCAAAUCUGCAAGUUCCAUAUCAUGGGAAUGUAUGCAUUGCACCUGAUAGUUCAAUGUCAAGUCCUUCUAGGAGUCCCAUAAGGGCAUUUAGCUCCGAGCAAGUUAUUAAUAAUGCUGUCAGUACUGGAAAGUUCUAUAUGGAUGUCACAUUUCCUGGGUCAGGCCAUUGUUCCAGUCCUGGUUCUGGUUACAAUUCUGGCCAUAAUUCUAUGGGUGGGGAUUUGUCAGGGCAGUUAUUUUUGCAACAAAGCCGGGGUAGCCCUGAAUAUUCUCCAGUACCUAGUCCCAGAAUGACCAGCCCUGGCCCAAGCUCCAGAGUCCAUAGUGGUGCAGUGACCCCAAUUCAUCCUAGGGCGGGAGGUAUACCAACUGAGUCACAGACAAGCUGGCCUGAUGAGAAGCAAACUCACCGCCUGCCCCUACCUCCCGUUGCAAUUUCCAAUGCUCCUUUUUCUCAUUCCAAUUCAGCUGCAACUUCUCCCUCUGUUCCAAGAAGUCCUGGAAGGGCUGAUAAUCCGGCAAGCCCGGGCUCCCGUUGGAAAAAGGGGAAGCUUUUGGGUAGGGGUACUUUUGGACAUGUGUAUGUUGGUUUUAACAGUGAAAGUGGUGAAAUGUGUGCAAUGAAGGAAGUUACAUUAUUUUCUGACGAUGCGAAGUCCAAGGAGAGUGCCAAGCAAUUAAUGCAAGAAAUUACCUUGUUGAGUCGUUUACGACAUCCAAAUAUUGUGCAGUAUUAUGGAUCUGAAACGGUUGGGGACAGGUUUUACAUUUACCUUGAAUAUGUAUCUGGUGGCUCUAUUUACAAGCUUCUCCAGGAAUAUGGACAGCUUGGAGAUUCAGCACUUCGUAGUUAUACUCAGCAAAUAUUGUCUGGGCUUGCAUAUUUACACGCUAAAAGCACAGUUCACAGGGAUAUCAAAGGAGCAAAUAUACUUGUUGAUCCCACUGGGCGUGUUAAGUUGGCUGACUUUGGGAUGGCAAAACAUAUCACUGGCCAAUCGUGCCCUUUGUCAUUUAAAGGAAGCCCGUAUUGGAUGGCACCUGAGGUUAUCAAAAACUCAAAUGGUUGCAACCUUGCGGUAGAUAUUUGGAGUCUUGGAUGCACUGUUUUGGAGAUGGCAACAACAAAACCUCCUUGGAGUCAAUAUGAGGGAGUUGCUGCGAUGUUCAAGAUUGGCAACAGCAAAGAACUUCCUGAAAUCCCAGAUCACCUUUCACAUGAUGGAAAAGAUUUCGUUAGACAAUGUCUGCAACGGAAUCCUGCUCAUCGUCCUACAGCUGCUCAGCUUUUGGAACAUCCUUUUGUGAAACAUGCUGCACCUCUUGAAAGACCGAUUUUAGGUUCUGAACAUUCAGAUCCAACUCCAGGAAUUACAAAUGGAGUAAGAACAUUGGGUAUUGAACAAGGAAGGAAUCCCAGCUUCUUGGAUUCUGAUAGAUCUGCAGCUCAUUCAUCUAGACUCCCAACAGCUGCUUUCCAUUCCAGUGAAAUUCAUAUUCCAAGGAACCUAUCGUGCCCUGUUUCGCCCAUCGGAAGCCCUCUGGUGCACUCACGAUCGCCUCAACAUCCUAGUGGAAGAAUGUCUCCGUCACCCAUAUCUAGCCCUCGUAACAUGUCGGGUGCAUCUACUCCUCUCACAGGAGGAAGUGGUGCCAUUCCACAUCAGCAUCUCAAGCAAUCACUGUACCUUCAGGAGGGAUUUGGGAACUUGCCAAAACCUUCGAUGGCUCCUUAUAGCAAUGGUCCUUCCUUUCACGAUAUAAACCCUGACAUCUUUCAGGGGAUUCAGCCAGGCUCACACAUCUUUUCUGAGCUUGUACACCAUGAAACCGAUUUUCUGGGCAAGCAGUUUGGAAAGCCUGCCUGGGAAUUGUAUGAUGGGCAGGCGGUCUUGGCUGAUCGUGUUUCCAGGCAGCUGCUGAGUGAUCACAUAACAACUCCCUCCCUGGAUUUAAGUCCAAGCUCUCUUUUGACCAACCGCAAAUAGUCAGAAUUAACUAACUGUUUGGAAUUUCAUGGACCCAUCUAUGAGAGGAAGCUCACAAGAGGGUCCGUCAUCUUUGACAUAUUGAAACUGAAACAUAUGGUUUAACAAUGAAGAAACUGAGCUGUGUUGUGUUGUAAACGACUGCAACAAACAGAUCUGUGCAGUAACGUCUGACAUCUUGAAACUGUAGAACUGGAGACAGCCCGAUUUCACAGUCACAUGAUGUACAAGGUUGCUGACAAUGAUUAACCGAUAAAGAAAGACAAACUUCAUGAUGGAAUUAUACGUUCACUGGCUGAAACUGGCUUCCGGGUAAGCAGAAACCUUAUGUUUUAUUGGUCGCUUAUGAUAUGGCAGGCAUCAAAUUGUACAAAAAUUAAGUAAAAUUUUGCUUUAGGAUUGAACCUGAAGAGAUCUAUAUUAUGGCAAAUACUCCCACCCAAGCCAAAGAAACAUUCAUGACGAUGAAAGCUGUACACUUUAACAUCGUCAAAUAAGAUGUUAGGAAGAUUGAGAUGGUAAAAUCUCUACCCUUCUGACCCUCAUUAUGUCUGAAGCUAAUGUACAGGAAGUGAAAGACUGAAAUAGGGUUCUAAAUUUGUUAAUGACAACACCCAAUAUUGGCAAA